Ciona intestinalis (vase tunicate) is the source of this 2107-nucleotide messenger RNA. The record is from RefSeq and is a predicted model, not a curated record. NCBI's taxonomy places the organism in Eukaryota, Metazoa, Chordata, Ascidiacea, Phlebobranchia, Cionidae.
GAAAUACAUUCGCACUUUUUAGUGAAAUAGGCGCCUGCUCAUUGUAGCAACAACCAACCUUUUAUAUGUAAAUCUGUACUGUUUUUCUUUGUAACAAAAACGUCUGAAUUUUGUAAAUGGAUACCGCAGACUCAAGACACCAGAGCGGCGAAAACUCAUCCUUUGCAUCAAGCCAACCAGAAAGUGUGGAUCAAAUCCCACAAAACCAUUUAAAUGAGUCACCAUAUGUUUUAAACAACGAGGCUUUAAGUUUGGAAAGUUCGUUAACCACAGGAGACUUGAAUUCUGUGAAGGCACAAUGUGAGUACUCGCACAAAAUCCUACAACGUCAACUGCAAGAAAUGAAAAAUGCCGUAGAAUUGGAAAUGAGAAAAAGGGAAUCUGACAGAGAUGGUAAUGUAUUGAGGGCGAAUAUAACGAAACUGGAACAGAGGUUAACAGCACUGCAGAGAAUGACAGCUCAACAAACGGAUCGAAGUCUUGCAUUGAAGAAAGAGGUCGGCGACAAUGAUGCUGCCAACAAGAGAGCAAACACUGACUUGACUCAGAAAGUUGAGGAAAUUGCUCGAGAAAUAGCGCAAAUCAAAGAAAAACAAAAUGAACUUGAAAGGAAAAUUGAAUCCACAAGUAGCAGCAGAGAGCAAAUGGCACCAGAAAAUUUGUCACAAAUGGUGGACGCUUUUGAACGUCAGCUUGGUAUGUAUGAUGUCAGAAUCGCGGAUAUGGAUCAGCGAUUUCAGGUUCUUGAAACUACAAGUUACUCAGGCGUCGUCAUUUGGAAAAUCCGGGAUUUUUCUCGUCGCAAGAGGGAGGCAGUGAGCGGACGGACGUUGUCUCUCUACAGUCAACCAUUUUACACGAGUCGUUACGGAUACAAGAUGUGCGCUCGUGUUUAUCUCAAUGGAGAUGGAAUGGGCAAAGGAACACACAUGUCGCUUUUUUUUGUGGUCAUGAAAGGAGAAUACGAUGCACUACUACCAUGGCCGUUCAGACAGAAGGUAACACUGAUGCUACUGGACCAAGGAAUGGACCGACGUCAUUUGUCCGACACAUUCAGACCGGACCCUACGUCAUCAUCGUUCAAGAAACCAACUUCCGAUAUGAACAUCGCUUCUGGGUGUCCAUUGUUCGUAGCACACAACGUCAUAGAGGGGAGUUCUUACGUCAAGGAAGACACAAUCUUCUUGCGUAUUCACGUGGAUACGUCGGACCUCGAAAAUUUUUAGCAGAGCUGUUACAUGUGGUGUCCAACUUGGAUGCCAUCCAGUGGUUUUGUGGUUCUGUGACAACUAUAGUGCUGCCUUAUGUGGAUGUGGAGGCGAUGCGUGUUGUGCAAAUCAGUGUAGGCAAGAGACUUAGUUCAGUGCCGCAUAGUAAUAGAAAUUGGGUAGAGCAUAUUACGUUAACUAAUUGUGAAAGUAGGUUACAAAACAGUGAAACAAUAUUUCAACUUUUCCGUUACUGGAUUUUAAAAGUGGAAUAUUUGUUUGUCACACAAACUAUAAACUUAAACAAUGUUGGUUUAAAAUCCAUGGUUCUUUGGCUUUCAAUGUGUUGUGUCAGUGGUGUUAUUGUAUAUAUACAACAUUGUACAUAUAUUGUAUAUAUAUAACAUUGUACAUAUAUUGUUAUUGUGUCUGUUUUUCUUAUCUAAUAGAAAACAGCCUCUAACAAAAACUAAAGCUCCUGGGUGUUCAUACCGAUAUUGUUUCGUUUGUGCAACAACUGUAUUUCAAAUUUAGUUUCACUGUUAGUUAACUCUUAAAUGUAAAAUAACAUUGGAAAUAUUGUUUCACUGAGAUAAUGAUGGUAGCAAGCUGUUUAAUUUAACUAUGCUUGUAAUUCAUUAGCUACAUUUCUUGCUUCCACUUUACAUCAAACUCCACAUACCACAUCAGAACAGUUGCAACAGAAUCACAAAUUUUACUGGAUUAGAUCCAAGAAUAAACACCCAUGGACAGCACCACUGAAGAGAUUAACACCAAAUUGGUUUUCAUUCUUUGAUCAACACAAACUUUUGAUUAACCAACAAUACAUGGAUGAAGAAACAUAAAACUUCUGUUUUGUAAAUUGUGUAAUUAUAAAUAAAGAAACAAUUAUAUGUUAA